Molecule: messenger RNA, 759 nt
Organism: Cutaneotrichosporon cavernicola
Lineage: Eukaryota; Fungi; Basidiomycota; Tremellomycetes; Trichosporonales; Trichosporonaceae
Gene: MOB2
Exons: 4
Coding region: 1-759 (252 amino acids)
Biological process (GO): cell division; positive regulation of protein phosphorylation; signal transduction
Cellular component (GO): nucleus; cytoplasm
Molecular function (GO): protein kinase activator activity
Source: RefSeq, a predicted model, not a curated record
AUGUCCGGCUUCCUCAACAGCAUUGGCCGUCUGCGUGCACCCAAACGCGCCCCAAUCCCAAGCCAGCUCAGUCCCAGCGCCGGAGGAUAUGAAGCACCUCUAGUGUCUCCCGGCGCCGAGCUGAGUGGCAUGCCGCCUAGUCCUGGGCCCAAGCCACUCUUUCUGUGCCAGCCGUUCGUGAAGGCCGCCCUCGUCAAGGGGAGCUUUAAGACAAUCGUUGCGCCGCCCAAGUAUGUCGACGUUAACGAAUGGGUUGCCAUCAACUUGUUCGACUUCUACCACAACUUGAACCACUUCUACUCGGCGCUCACCGAGUUCUGCACCAUUCACAACUGCCCCACAAUGAGCGCGGGACACACCCUCAACUUUCUGUGGCCAGACCAGAACCAGCGCCUCGUGUCCCUCCCAGCGCCAACUUAUAUCGACUUUGUGAUGAGCUGGCUCCAGAAGCUGCUCGAGGACGAGCACGUCUUCCCAACCAAGUCGGGCCGCGACUUUCCCUCGUCGUUCGCAUACACUGCCAAGCACAUUUACAAGCACCUCUUCCGGGUCUUUGCGCACCUCUACCACGCGCACUUUGAGCAGGUUGUCCACCUCUCCGUCGAGGCACACUUUAACAGCCUGUUUGCACACUUCCUCGCGUUUGGCAAGGAAUUCGACCUGCUCGUCAUGAAGGACCUCAUGACGCCGCAGGGAAUGGGACAGGGCGUCGCCGAGCUCGCCGACCGCUGGCGCGAGAUGGGCAUUCUCGAGGUUUAG